CUCUUAAACCCUUCCCUAGCUCUCUUCCUUUCCUCCAGACCAAACUCCUUACUCUUCUUAAAACUCUUCUAAAUUUUUUGUUUGGUCUUUAAACUCUUCUUAGUUCUCUUCCCACUUUCUUGAUACAACUCUCAGCUACUUCCGCUGUGCUUAAUAUUGUUAGCAGCUUUCUGCUGUGUUGGGGCUGGCAAAGUGAAGGUCAUGCGUUAUGCUACUUUCAGUUUUGGAUGUUCAUCAAAUGAGAAGUGCUGUAGCAAAAUUAAGAAGAUAGCAGUUUUUCUUUCUCAAAUUCCUAGGUAUAGAAGAUGGUACAGCAGCAAUAGUGCUGGACUUUCGUCGAGAUUUUCCUCACACAACUCUCAUCCAAUUCUUCGAUCUUGUGGUCUUCAGCAUUGGUUCAAGAAUUGGCAAGAAUUGAGAAAGAAUAAACUUACAGCUAGCACUUUUGGUCAAGCUGUUGGUUUUUUUCCUAAGCGCAGACCCCAACUCUGGUUGGAGAAAAUUGGGGCAAUUGAACCCUUCUCGGGUAAUUUAGCUACGUGUUGGAGUAACAUCAAAGAAGAGGAGGCUCUUGAGAGGUAUAAGCUGAUAACUGGAAAUCCUGUCUCUUUUACUGAUUUUCAGGUAUAUCAGGAAAUGAAGAGGGAGGAUGACUGGCUUGCAGCUUCUCCUGAUGGCGUGGUUGACAAGUUUGUUUAUCAUUUGCCAUCGAGAGGGGUUUUGGAGAUUAAAUGCCCUUUCUUCAAUGGCGAUAUGAGUGCUGCAACUCCUUGGAAAAGAAUUCCAAUCUUUUAUGUUCCACAAGCACAGGGUUUAAUGGAAAUAUUGGAUCGAGAUUGGAUGGACUUUUAUGUUUGGACUACCAAAGGAAGCAGUUUGUUUAGGUUGCAUCGUGACGAAGAAUAUUGGAAGCUCUUGAAGAUUGCACUUUCUGACUUCUGGUGGAAACACGUCCAGCCAGCAAAGGAGUUGUACAAGAGAUCACAGAUCAAAAAUCCCCUUGUUGAACUAGGCUCCUAUAAGCCAGAACCUCAGCAUGAAUUGUUCCGGUCUAUCAUCUAUGAAAGCAGGCGUGUGCUUGACAAUUCCGUGUUGCUUAUGCGUGAAGUUGAUGGAAAAUUACAAAACUGAGAUUCCUUUAGAAAGAUUGCGGUGUUACUUCUUCUAUUAGCAUACUUGAACUCCAAAAUUAAUCAAGAGACAGGGGUUGGAAGAUCACAUGCAUUGACAUGGGCCAGUUGAGCAAAUGAACUUCUUCAAUAGCCAAAAUGGAGGCAGAUGUUAGGACAAAGUUGGCACAAACUCUUAUGGAGAUAAGUUAAGUUGGAAAUUGCUGUUGUCGACCCAAUGACAACCUUCAAAUAGGAGUGGGAAGCGAUGAUUGCAGAAUGAGAGUCCCAUGUGUUGAUGAUGGGUUUUAUGCAGUCAUAUGUUAUAUUGCAGAGCAUGCAAAAAAUUGUGCUGCACUUAUGUAUAAGUAAGGAAGCUUGGUGAAGAAAACUAUGUUGGGAGUUGAAAUGUCUGGUAUGCAAUGAUUCUCUUACUCCCCCAGUAUCUGGCUGCAGUGCUGGAGAAAGUCAUUGAAGCUCAAGAUUUGGCGCAGACAUUGAUUCAAAGUAUUCAGAUGCUGAUGUUGAUGACUAUAUGAGUGCUGGAGAAAGUCAUGGAAGCCGAAGAUUUUGCAGAUUCUAGCACCGACACGGAUUCAGAUAAUUCAAAUGCUGAUGUAGAUGACCAUAUGAGAUAAUGGGAUCACUGAUUUACUGAUGGAAUCAGAUUCACUUUUGGUGAUAAAUAUGGUAACAUGGAAAGAGCCAGGUUUCAUGGAGAUGAAAGCAUAAUGUGCAAGCCAUUCAAGAGAUGAUGGAGCUGAUUAAUGCACACUUACAUCAUACUUUUUGAGAGCAGUGGCAGAGCCAGAAUUUUUGUUGAGGUGUGUCAAAAUAUAUAAAAGUAAACAUAUCAGGAAAUUAAGGGGAGUCAAUAUAUAGUAUAUUUACAUAUAAUUUAUUUUUUUACCUAGCUACACAGUGUAUUUUUCCCGCGAAGGGGUAUCCCCUUCCUAUAAGGUGGCUCCGCCACUGUUUGAGAGGGAAACCUAAUUGCUGACAGUUUUUUAUCAACAUGACAAAAACCAUGGUGAAA
Molecule: messenger RNA, 2145 nt
Organism: Nicotiana tabacum (common tobacco)
Lineage: Eukaryota; Viridiplantae; Streptophyta; Magnoliopsida; Solanales; Solanaceae
Source: RefSeq, a predicted model, not a curated record